Messenger RNA from Trachymyrmex septentrionalis, 1164 nucleotides. RefSeq lists its product as uncharacterized. The transcript has a single exon. Bases 1 to 1164 code for a protein of 387 amino acids. NCBI's taxonomy places the organism in Eukaryota, Metazoa, Arthropoda, Insecta, Hymenoptera, Formicidae. The record is from RefSeq and is a predicted model, not a curated record.
AUGAGCCGAUCUUCGACGAUCGCAUCGUCAAGAUUGAGACUCACACAUACAACCCGUUCGUCAACAACGUUCGGGUACAGCGAUGAGAUAAGAAUACCCAUACAGCAACAGGAUCUGUACACACUGCUGUACGAAAGCUUUCUAUACGUCGAGGAAAAACUGACGAAGAACAAAGUGGUCCAGGGUGCUAACGUGUCAUUGGGAAAUAAUUGCGUUGCAUUUAUAUUCGAUGAGAUUCGAUAUGAACUCAACGGUGUGGAGAUUGAUCGUAACAGAAACGUGGGCAUAACUAGCACGAUCAAAAACUAUGUAACAGUGUCAUCCGACAGAAGUGUGAUUCUGUGGAAUGCCGGCUGGGACGCGCAGAUUACUGCGGCCAGAUACUUUAAUUUCUGUGUGCCGCUCUACGUACUGCUGGGAUUUUGCGAAGAUUACAGACGUGUGGUGAUCAACGCUCGUCACGAAUUGAUUUUAAUACUAGCGCGCAACGACAACAAUUGUCUGAUGGGAGAUUCGAUGACAGAGCCGACGCUCGAAUUAUUCAAAGUACAGUGGCGAAUACCGCACGUGUUAUUGAGCGAGAUAAAUAAGCUGUCGAUGCUGCGCGCUAUGGAGAGCGGACGAUAUCUGAGCAUGGCUUUUCGCUCUUGGAAUCUGUACGAUCCCAAGAGCACAACCAAGCAUUCGUGGGCCAUCAAGACGGCUAGUCAGCUCGAGAAGCUGCGCUACGUCAUUUUCGCUAUGCAAACAGAUCGAAAAAAUAUCAUGUCCGAGGAUAUAAGUCGAUUCGACCACUGCAAAUUAACCAAUGCUAAACUCUACCUGAAUACGGAAUAUUAUCCGUACGAUGAUUUGAAUCUAGAUUUUGAUAAAAACAGAUGUGCGAUUCUGUACGACUUGUACGCGCGUUUCUGCAAGGGCUACUAUGGAUACGAGUAUCUCGAGCCGAGUCUCACCUUUACAACUUUUUUACGUAAUGGCCCGUUCGUAAUCAUCGAUUGCUCUCGACAGAACGAAUCGGUCAAGAGUGGCACCGUGGACGUGCGAUUAGACUUUGAAUGUAAGGAGAACGUGCCCGCAAAUAUAACAGCCUAUUGUCUCAUCAUACACGAUCGUGUGGUUCAGUAUAAUCCGUUGACCAACGUUGUGCGCAAAAUCACCUAA